GAGACCAUCCUGGCCAACAUGGUGAAACCUUGCCUCUACUAACAAUACAAAAAUUAGCUGGGUGUGGUGGCGCGUGCCUGUAGUUCCAGCUACUCGGGAGGCUGAGGCAGAAGAAUUGCUUGAACCCGGGAAGUGGAGGUUGCAGUGAGCCGAGAUCAUGCCACUGCCCUCUAGCCUGGCGACAGAGCGACACUCCGGAUUAAAAAACAAAACAAAACAAGGUGACUUUGAAAUUUGUGUAUAAAUACUGAUAUUAUACAUUUUUCACUUUGCUUUUCACUUUUAUGCCUCCAGGUUUACUACAGCUAAGAAGAAAAAAUAUAUACACAUGAGUGUGUGUAUACACACACACACGCAUAUAACUUUUUAAAAUUCAGAAGCUGAAAGGUCCAGAAAGAUAGUAAGAAACUAACGUAGAACAGCCACAGGUGAUUAAUAACACGUUUCAUGAAAGGCACAUGGAAAUAAAUGGCAACAAAAGCUAUUUUCAUGGUAAUCUCACAUCCCACGAAUACUGAAAUGAGAAUCGUUGCGGCAAUGGACUGUGAUUCACGUGGAACACGUUCUCGUUCCCUAAGGAGAUAGAUGCUUUUCACCUAAAAGCAGCGCUCACGGCGAAGAGGCUUAAGGCCAUAAAACCGAAGGACAGCAGGAGGAAGAGAAGCCAGGUGUCUCCACUCCAGUUGCCCUGCCUCAGACUCCUAAGCUUCGCAUGUGAGGAUCGUCUUGUAGGCACUGACUGGAGAUGGAAUCCUAAAACACAGGCGAAGCGGAAAUCUUCCUUCAGGGAGAGUCGACUGAGGAAGCCAACGGCUAACACUGGGCGGGACAGGAUACCUCCCUCUUCGCCCACGGCGGGCUCUCUAUCAUAGUAGCCGCCGUUCUGCCACUCACGCAGCUUUUUAAGGCACCUCUAGGUUCGCCAGCGCCUUCAGUGGGGCGGCCGGCCGCUCCCGAGGGCUGCAAGACGCGGCCCGGCGUGCUGAGCCAGUGUCGCUCCUCCCGCGGUCCCCUCAAAAGGCCGGCCCGCCGGCUACAGUCUGCCCAAGGCGCGGACAACCGACGAGGUGUCAGGCUCGGCAGGGGAUUGCUUCUGUCUGGGGCCCGGCCGAGGUUGCGUUCGUGCCUCGCGCGCACACGCUCCGCGUUCACUCAGCCAAUCCCGCGCUACUCGCGCGCCCAGGAGCGAUCCGCGGUCCUACUCAGGCUGGGCCCGCUCCUUCCCGCUCCCAAUACUCAGCACCCGAGCUCUCACUCCUCCCCUCACUCUCCACGAGUUCCACGCCUCAGGGUGUAGCUCCGCCCCUGUCCCCGAGUCCGCCCCCGCAACCUCCAGAGCGUGUGCUCUCCUUUCCUCUCAGUCCUGCCAUCUAGCUGCCUUGGGUCUCGCGCUCCGCAGAGCGGCCCGAGCCUCUCCAGCCUCGUUCCGCCGCCUCCGCGCGCUCUCCCCGUGCAGCCACCGACCCCUCCAGCUCGCCUCCUUCCUGCCGGACUUGGGGUCGCGCGCCCUGACUCCGCCCCCUCCCGUGGACCCGCGCACUCCCGGCGCGGCCUCUCCCCCACGCAGGCCACCGAGCACUGUACGGCCUCCCACUCCUUCCCCGCUCUCCUCGCGCUUCCCUGGCUCCCUAGCUCUCGCGCUUUCCGCGGCGAGCGCGCUCCCGGCCCGCGCGCUCCGGGCUCCAAUUUCUCCCGGCUCCUGUCAGUGCGGUGACUGCGCUGGGAAACAUGGCGACCGAGGGAAUGAUCCUUACUAACCACGACCAUCAAAUCCGUGUCGGAGUCCUUACAGUGAGUGAUAGUUGCUUCAGGAAUCUUGCAGAAGAUCGCAGUGGGAUAAAUCUCAAAGAUCUCGUACAAGAUCCUUCUUUGUUGGGUGGGACUAUAUCAGCAUACAAGAUAGUACCAGACGAAAUAGAAGAAAUCAAGGAAACCCUGAUAGAUUGGUGUGAUGAAAAGGAACUUAAUUUGAUAUUAACAACUGGAGGAACAGGGUUUGCACCACGUGAUGUCACUCCAGAGGCCACAAAAGAAGUAAUAGAACGGGAAGCACCAGGGAUGGCCCUGGCAAUGCUGAUGGGAUCACUUAAUGUUACACCUCUGGGCAUGCUCUCUAGGCCUGUAUGUGGAAUCAGAGGGAAAACGCUCAUAAUUAACCUGCCAGGUAGCAAGAAAGGAUCUCAGGAAUGCUUUCAAUUCAUACUGCCAGCUCUACCUCAUGCCAUUGACCUUUUACGUGAUGCUAUUGUAAAAGUAAAGGAGGUGCAUGAUGAACUUGAAGAUUUGCCUUCCCCACCACCCCCUCUUUCCCCUCCUCCUACUACCAGCCCCCAUAAACAGACAGAAGACAAAGGGGUUCAAUGUGAGGAAGAGGAAGAAGAGAAGAAAGACAGUGGUGUUGCUUCAACAGAAGAUAGUUCCUCAUCACAUAUAACUGCAGCAGCCAUUGCUGCCAAGAUUCCAGACUCCAUCAUUUCUCGUGGUGUUCAGGUGCUCCCACGAGACACAGCCUCCCUCAGCACUACUCCUUCAGAAUCGCCUCGUGCUCAGGCUACAUCUCGCCUCUCUACAGCUUCCUGCCCAACACCAAAAGUCCAGUCCAGGUGCAGCAGCAAGGAGAACAUUCUCAGAGCCAGUCACAGUGCUGUCGAUAUCACCAAGGUGGCCAGAAGACACCGUAUGUCUCCUUUUCCUCUGACAUCUAUGGACAAAGCCUUUAUCACAGUCCUGGAGAUGACUCCGGUGCUUGGGACAGAAAUCAUCAAUUACCGAGAUGGAAUGGGGCGAGUCCUUGCUCAAGAUGUAUAUGCAAAAGACAAUUUACCGCCCUUCCCAGCAUCAGUAAAAGAUGGCUAUGCUGUCCGAGCUGCUGAUGGCCCAGGAGAUCGUUUCAUCAUUGGGGAAUCCCAAGCUGGUGAACAGCCAACUCAGACAGUAAUGCCAGGACAAGUCAUGCGGGUUACAACAGGUGCUCCAAUACCCUGCGGUGCUGAUGCAGUAGUACAAGUGGAAGAUACUGAACUUAUCAGGGAAUCAGAUGAUGGCACUGAAGAACUUGAAGUGCGAAUUUUGGUGCAAGCUCGGCCAGGCCAAGAUAUCAGACCCAUCGGCCAUGACAUUAAAAGAGGGGAAUGUGUUUUGGCCAAAGGAACCCACAUGGGCCCCUCAGAGAUUGGUCUUCUGGCAACUGUAGGUGUCACAGAGGUUGAAGUUAAUAAGUUUCCAGUGGUUGCAGUCAUGUCAACAGGGAAUGAGCUGCUAAAUCCUGAAGAUGACCUCUUACCAGGGAAGAUUCGAGACAGCAAUCGUUCAACUCUUCUAGCAACAAUUCAGGAACAUGGUUACCCCACAAUCAACUUGGGUAUUGUAGGAGACAACCCAGAUGACUUACUCAAUGCCUUGAAUGAGGGUAUCAGUCGUGCUGAUGUCAUCAUCACAUCAGGGGGUGUAUCCAUGGGGGAAAAGGACUAUCUCAAGCAGGUGCUGGACAUUGAUCUUCAUGCUCAGAUCCAUUUUGGCAGGGUUUUUAUGAAACCAGGCUUGCCAACAACAUUUGCAACUUUGGAUAUUGAUGGUGUAAGAAAAAUAAUCUUUGCACUACCUGGGAAUCCUGUAUCGGCUGUCGUCACCUGCAAUCUCUUUGUUGUGCCUGCACUGAGGAAAAUGCAGGGCAUCUUGGAUCCUCGGCCAACCAUCAUCAAAGCAAGGUUAUCAUGUGAUGUAAAACUCGAUCCUCGUCCAGAAUACCAUCGGUGUAUACUAACUUGGCAUCACCAAGAACCACUACCUUGGGCACAGAGUACAGGUAAUCAAAUGAGCAGCCGUCUGAUGAGCAUGCGCAGUGCCAAUGGAUUGUUGAUGCUACCUCCAAAGACAGAACAGUAUGUGGAGCUCCACAAAGGCGAGGUGGUGGAUGUCAUGGUCAUUGGACGGCUAUGAUGGUCACCAGCAGGAGAAAGCUUUGAUGCAUGUCCACAUAUCAUUGACUGUAUCCUGUAAUAUGCAACGGCACAGCUAGUUUUCCCGAUUUGGAUAAAAGUUGAUCUGUAUAGUCAACAUCUUGAACUAUAUUUCAAAUGAAUUUAAAUAUCUUUUAAAGAAAAAAACAUCUAAAAAUAAAUCUUAACAAACAAUUCUAUUCUGAUUAUAUCAAGGCAAAUUUUUCCUUUCUUGCAAAUUGCUUUGUGUGUUCAAUGCUAGGUCUGAUAGCGAUAGCUUUUAGUAGACAGCGGUAGGUGCCUGCAGAACUUGUGUUUUUCUCAUCUUUAAAAUACAACUACUUAUGCUCUUAAAUCAAGGCUGUCUGCUUAUUUAUACUAGCGUAGGCAAUACUUGGAUUUCCCUUCUUAGUAUGCUUCAUAACUGCUUUACAGAGAACUUUUGCUUGUUCUUUCUCAUGUAUCUCGUGUUUAUGUGCACAGUGCCAAAAGAAGACUGACUGGGUGGAGGGAGGCUCUGCUUUGCCUCAAGAACCAUCCCCUGCAGAGCAUCCAGGGAGGUUUCUCGCCCCAGUAGCCUCAUGGCACAGUACUCUUGGGCAGUAACUGGACACCUUUUAUUUGAACAAACAAACUGAAGAAAAAAUGCUUCCUUAAGUGCUGACAGCCUUUUUAACCAAUACAUUUAAAAUUGUACAGAACAAAAAAUAAAAUCAAAGACUGAUCUUGUACAGAUACUAGUGUUACCAGCAUUCAUGUGGAAAUCAAGAGCAAAGACAAAAUAAUGUUAAACAACUCUGUAUCAUAACAUUUUCUGUAAUGAUACGAAACUUAAUGAAUAAAAAAAAAUUCCUUGAUCAUUA
Messenger RNA from Chlorocebus sabaeus (green monkey), 4801 nucleotides. The record is from RefSeq and is a predicted model, not a curated record. Lineage: Eukaryota; Metazoa; Chordata; Mammalia; Primates; Cercopithecidae.